GUGGAUGAGUUAGCAAAAAUUGGAAUCCACCAUCUUGAAACUUGUCUGCUACAUCGACCAUUAGCAGAAGAUAUCUUCUCUUCCUGUUUGGGAUUGAAUCAUGGGAUAUUGUUGAUAUCUGGACCAAGAGGAAGUGGGAAGACAUCGUUGGCAAGGGCUUUGCUGCGACGUAUGGCUGAAAUACCAAAUAUGGUGUUCACAAAAGACAUAGAUUGUAAACCUCUCAGAGGUAUGUUGGUAGACAACAUACAGAAGAUUAUGGAAUCAGUUUUUGAUGAAGCAGCGUGGCGCCAACCGUCAGUGGUGCUGUUAGAAGACCUCCAUAUUAUUGCUGGUGCUGCUACCAGUCCUGAUGCAGAGGUGACUGGGGAGGCUCUAUAUGCUGCCAGAGUGGCUGAAGUUAUCACCAGUAUAGUAAAAUACCAAAUUAAAAACAAUGCUCGCAUAGGUGUCAUAGCAACCAGUACAUCCCAGAAUUCCCUGAACCCUACACUAGUGACAUCUAGAGGCAUCCAUUUUAUACAGGAAGUCAUCUGCAUCAAACCACCAAAUAAGAAACAAAGAAAGGUGUUGCUGACUAAGAUGUUAGAAGGGAAAGAUAACUUGUCUAAAACGAACAUCAAGAAACUGGAUUUGGACACUAUAGUCAAUAGAACAGAGGGGUUCGUAGCCCGUGACUUAGAGAAUGUCAUCGACCGAGCAAUUCAUGCUAAAUACUUGGUUGACUGGACGUGUAGAAGUGGAGAGCUACAACUGACAGAUGACGAGUUUUACGUGGCUCUAGAAGGUUUUAAACCAGUUAGUUUCCGUAAUGUACCACUCCAUACUGCUGAAGAUCUUGGCUGGCGUGAUGUCGGAGGUCUACAGGACACUAAAGAUAUCCUCGUGGAAACUUUACAGUGGCCUUCCAAGUAUCCAGACCUGUUUGCGAACUGUCCACUACGUCUGCGAAGUGGAUUGUUAUUAUAUGGUCCACCAGGCACCGGAAAGACUCUGAUAGCUGGGGUAGUUGCGAAAGAAUGUGGCUUGAAUUUCAUCAGCAUUAAGGGACCUGAAGUUUUAAGUAAAUAUAUUGGAGCCAGUGAGCAAGCUGUAAGAGAUCUCUUUAUCAGGCAAGUAGCUCAAUCAGCCAAACCAUGUAUUUUGUUUUUUGAUGAGUUUGAUUCUAUGGCUCCAAGGCGUGGUCAUGAUAAUACCGGUGUCACAGAUAGAGUUGUCAAUCAGUUACUAACUCAGUUAGAUGGUGUCGAGGGCCUCGAUGGUGUAUAUGUAUUAGCUGCUACUAGUCGUCCUGAUUUAAUAGAUGGUGCCUUACUUAGACCAGGUCGGAUUGAUAAAUGUCUCCAUUGUGGACUCCCUACAGAGAUUGAAAGAAAAGAAAUCCUAGAAGCUUUGACUUAUAAAAUGCAUUUUAACAGAGAUGUAGAUUUGGGAGAAAUUGCAGACAAGUCGGAACAUUUCAGCGGUGCCGAUCUGAAAGCGGUGCUGUACAACGCUCAGUUGGAAGCGAUCCAC
Messenger RNA from Lottia gigantea (owl limpet), 1515 nucleotides. RefSeq lists its product as hypothetical. Gene Ontology annotation, molecular function: ATP binding; ATP hydrolysis activity. The annotation marks the transcript as partial. The record is from RefSeq and is a predicted model, not a curated record. NCBI's taxonomy places the organism in Eukaryota, Metazoa, Mollusca, Gastropoda, Lottiidae. Gene Ontology annotation, biological process: protein import into peroxisome matrix. The transcript is spliced from 11 exons. Gene Ontology annotation, cellular component: cytosol; peroxisomal membrane.